This is a messenger RNA of Pollicipes pollicipes, 2325 nucleotides long. Its product is annotated as cilia- and flagella-associated protein 45. The transcript has 11 exons. Lineage: Eukaryota; Metazoa; Arthropoda; Thecostraca; Pollicipedomorpha; Pollicipedidae. The coding region runs from base 239 to 1807 and encodes 522 amino acids. The record is from RefSeq and is a predicted model, not a curated record.
UUUCGGCUAUAUUUGUGUUAUUUUAGCCAUGUUUAGACUUUAAAGAGUUGCGCAACCAUUAAGCAGCCAUCUCAGUUUUGAUGUAAACCAUUGUGCUUACAGUCAAUCUCUUACAUCUGUGUUGUUGCAGGUCAUACUUAUGCGGCCAUGGGAAUGCGCGUAGCGACGCAUUGAAAGGUCAGCUGCCCGCAUGUAAAGCGUUUUGCGAAGUCCGGAGAAACCGUCCAGAGACUGCGUCAUGCCGGGACCAGAAAUUCGCCAAGGCUGCCGCGAUGUCACGGCUCGCACAAUCUGCCUUGGACCGGAGAAGUCAACGUACAAGGUUUUCAGAAAGCCCCAGGACAAAAAGGAGAAGAAGCCCAGAGAAAUGCCGAAAAGAAUGCUGGUUACAAGUGACUUGAUCCGGAAGAUUCGUGUCCCCUACGAGAGAGAUCCACAGACAGUCACAAUCAACCAAGGGAAGUUCCAGAAGAUCAGCAGCUCCGCUAAGGUGCUCUCCAAGCAGGAGGUGGAGGCGGCCGAGCGACGGCGCGAGGAGCAGAAGGACCGCCUCGCGGCCGAGGCGCUGGCCCGCCGCCAGGCGCUCGAGGCCGCGGACAUCGUCCGUGAGUCCAAGGAAGCUGAAGCUGUAGACGAAUUGAAGGAGGAAGCCAGAAAACGCGCCAAAAAUAUCGUGGAUCGCGCGAAAAUAGCCGAGAUGGAGGCUGAUGAAGACAUCAAGCAGAUGAACCAGAUGAUCAUGCAGGCGAAGGUUUACGCUGUCCGAGACGCGCAGGUAGAGGAGAAGAAGGUCAUCGCGAAGGAGAUGAUGGAGGAAGAGCGACGGUUGGAUCACAUGAUGGAACAGGAGCGUCAGCGGGACCUGGCGGAGCAGCAGAGACGCGAGGAGGAGCGGCGCAGGGUCAGGGAGAAGCAGAAGGCCGUCAUCAUCGAGCAGAUCGCCGAAAACGAGGAGCACAGGAUUCUCAGGGCCGAGAAGAAAAACCAGGAAGCUGAAACGAUAAGGAAAAAGAUACGCAAGAUGCAACUAGAGGAUCUUGAGGCAGACGAGGCAAAGAAGAAAGCGCAACACGAAAUGCACGAAUCUUUGCGAAUUGCCAACGAGGCCAUGGAAGAAAAGAAGAGAAACCAGAAGGAUUUCGCCAAGCUUGAAGAGGAUCAGAUUCGUGAAUACCAACGCCAGAAAGCGGAGCAGGAGGCCAAGUACGAGGAGGAGCAGGCGGCUCUGAAGAAGGCCAAGGAACUCGAGAUCGCGAAGAUGCGGGCGAUGCAGCAGCGUGAGCAGGACAGACUGGCUGGCGAGCACGAGAGGCGAGCGCGCCGCGACAGGGAACGGAUGGAGCGCGAGUGGCGGCGCAAGGAGCUGGAGGACGCGCGGCUCAAGGCCGAGAACGAUGCGGAACUGAAGCAGGCGCGCCACAACCAGGUUGAGCAGCGCGAGCGCCAGGUGGCCGUGGAGGCGCAGCGCGAGCGGGCCGAGUUCUAUCGUAUCCUACAGGCGCAGAAGGAGGCCGAGGCGCUCAGCCACGCCGACGACGCCAUGCACAAACUGCGUAAUGAAAAGCACCUGGUGUUGCUGAAAAAGCAAAUGUGCGAGAUGGAACAGAAGCGCGCGGCCGACCGAAGGCGGGUAUUCGAGGAGGGCAUGCACACCCGGAUACUGGAGGCGCAGAAGCAGCAACAGCUUAUCGAACACAAGAAGAAGAAACUUGAAGAACUUAGAAAAUACAAAGUUCCCGAGAAGUAUCUGAACGACGUGGCGCGGCGAGCCCACAUCGCUUCCGAACUGCCGACAUCGAAGGCAUAGGGUCCAGCGGCCUGGCCCGUGUCACUGUCAUCACGAAGCCGCACAUCGCGAGCCGAGAAUAUACGCCAUGCGCGGAUGAACGACCGACGGCGCCAGUAGACCCCGCGACGUAAAGAGCGUUUCAAAUGCCACGCGCGACAAAAGUAGUCUGGCCACGGGUUGUAGCAGGACACGGCUUCUCCACUGAUGCUUCACGCAGUGUGCGCUGAGUAUUUAGAGUAGGACGCAUAUGGCUGAGAAUGUUCCUGUGGUUGGUUAUUAUUCUAUGCACGAAUGUGUCCAAAGUGAGAGAGGCGUUGACAUCUUGACCUUUUAAUGUCACUUGGCCUCUCGAAGUUUCCACUAGUCUCCUUUAAUGGCAUCACUAAUGCUGAUAAAUCUUCUUCUGUCCAUGCCCUGUGUCACGGAGAAAACCACAGUAGUUAUCUUCAAGACGGAAAUGACUUAGUAGCAAAGUGAAAUCGCGUAUGAUGCGAAUCGUGUCUAUAAGCUUUGAAUACAAUACUUUCUUGAGCUGU